AUCUGUUUCCGCUCCACAUCAAAACCAGUGACAAACAAAGCUAUUCCUUCUACUAAGUUCCAACUUCCAAUUUCAAUCAAAACCAACGCAUUCAACACAACCAUGUCUCUGAUUCCAAGCUUCUUCGGCGGUCGACGGAGCAACGUCUUCGACCCUUUCUCCCUAGACACAUGGGACCCGUUCGAAGGAUUGCCCCUCUCCAAUUCCAACCUCCCUUCCUCUGCUCGCGAAACCACCGCCAUAGCCAACACCCGCGUGGACUGGAAGGAGACCCCGGAGGCGCACGUGUUCAGCGUCGACCUUCCGGGGCUGAAGAAGGAGGAAGUGAAGGUGGAGGUUGAGGACGGGAAGGUGCUGCAGAUAAGCGGGGAGAGAAGCAAGGAGCAGGAGCAGAAGGAUGAUAAGUGGCACCGCAUUGAGCGGAGCUCCGGGAAGUUCAUGAGGAGGUUCCGGCUCCCGGAGAAUGCUAAGAUGGAGCAGGUUAAGGCUGCUAUGGAGAAUGGGGUGCUCACUGUUACUGUUCCUAAGGAGGAGGAGAAGAAGCCUGAGGUUAAGUCUAUUCAGAUUUCUGGUUAAAUCUGUGUCUCUGGAACGAGUGUGAGGUCAAUGUUGUUGUAAUAGUGAACUGUCGUAUCUUGUGUUUGUUAAUGUUGUGUCUAUGUAUGGGUUUUAUGUAAGGCUUUGAUCUUGAGGUGAAUGUAGAAGUUUGAUAUGUAUCAAUAAAGAGUUAUUUCAUAAACCAAUUAAGAAGCAUGUGAUCCUUUAUCUUUA
Lotus japonicus is the source of this 771-nucleotide messenger RNA. Its product is annotated as 18.2 kDa class I heat shock protein-like. The record is from RefSeq and is a predicted model, not a curated record. NCBI's taxonomy places the organism in Eukaryota, Viridiplantae, Streptophyta, Magnoliopsida, Fabales, Fabaceae. The transcript has a single exon. Gene Ontology annotation, biological process: protein folding; response to salt stress; response to hydrogen peroxide. The coding region runs from base 103 to 576 and encodes 157 amino acids.